Molecule: messenger RNA, 342 nt
Organism: Coprinopsis cinerea okayama7#130
Lineage: Eukaryota; Fungi; Basidiomycota; Agaricomycetes; Agaricales; Psathyrellaceae
Exons: 3
Coding region: 1-342 (113 amino acids)
Source: RefSeq, a predicted model, not a curated record
AUGCGCAUCUCCGUUGUUUCUGCCCUGACCCUCCUUGCGGCGACUAGCCUCACUGUCGCAGCUCCUACCACCUCUGGAGACCUCGUGAACAGGUCCGAGCGCCAAACUGGCGUCGUCAAAGGUCCGGAAAGGAGAAAUAUCAUCGGGGUUGAUCGAGAUCUAGUUCAACGGUCAGAACGGCAAACGGGCGUCAUCAAGCCACGAAACGAGCCACCGGCCGACCGCGAAACCGGUACAGUGAAGUGGAAGCGACAGAAUUCGGAUCGCCAAACCGGGACUGUAAAGUGGAAGAGGCAGGACGACGAUGAAUCAGAUCGCCAGACUGGGACUGUGAAGUGGUAA